AUGCCACCGUUAAAACCCAUCUUUUAUUUUGGGUUUCUUAUUAUAUUUAGUUUGGUGAUUUCCCUUUGUGGUGCUGAUGAUGGGUCUAAUUGCCCCAAAACUAAUACUUCGCUUCUAAACUACACAUCCCAAUUCUGGAUGGUUCAACACCAAUUGCGUGGGGUAUUCACUGUCCUAGAUGACUGUUCGUUUAAGGUUUCUCAUUUUGAUAUGCUUCAAGGGUCUGAAGAUGUUCAUUGGUGGGGUGCCUCUGGUGAAACCUUCGAAAAUCUCACUCAGGGUUUUGUGAUCUCGGAUCAUAAGUUGAAUCAGACCUAUAAAAAUGAUAGCUUUGUUGUGAAUUUGAUGAAAAAUGUUACCUGGGAUCAGAUCAAAGUCCUUUCUGUUUGGGAUGUGCCUACUGCAUCUGAUUUUGGUCAUGUUGUCCUGGGGAGUAAUUAUUCUUCCACAGAUUUUAAUGACACUGGUACCUUGGCCCCUACCAUGUUUAAAAAUUGUAAAGUUUUGUCAGAUGAGUAUAGGGUUCGGUGGAAUUUAAGUGAAGAUGGGGAGUUUGUUGAUGUGGGGCUGGAAGGUGCUAUUGGUGUUCUGAAUUAUAUGGCCUUUGGUUGGGCUAACCCCAAUGCUUCUGAUAAGGUUAUGGUGGGUGGUGAUGUCACAGUGUCUGGAUUUAAGGAGGACGGAUUGCCGUUUGCUGAUGAUUAUUUCAUUUCGAAGUAUAGUGAAUGUGUAGUUGAUGAGGAUGGGAAGUUUCAGGGGGUUUGUCCAGAUACUAUGUUUGAAAGCUCUGAUCCUGUAGGUCUGGUUAACAAUACGAGGCUCACAUAUGGGCAUAGGAAAGAUGGGGUUUCUUUUAUAAGGUUUAGGAGACCUUUAAAGAGUGUCGAUGAGAAGUAUGAUUUGGUUAUUGAUGGGAAAGCUAACAUGACUGUCAUCUGGGCCUUGGGGUUGAUAAAGCCACCUGAUAAACUUCGCCCAUUUUAUCUUCCUCAAAACCAUGGUGGUACCUAUGGGCACUUGAUUCUUAACUUAUCAGAGAGUGUGAAUGAUUGUCUGGGCCCGUUGGAUGCAGACAAUAAGGAGGACCAAGAUCUUGUUAUUGCUGCUAAGGAGCCUUUAGUUGUUUCAACUGGUUCAGCGAUGCAUUAUCCAAAUCCCCCGAAUCCAUCAAAAGUUCUUUACAUUAACAAUAAGGAGGCUCCUGUUCUUCGGGUAGAAAGGGGGGUUCAAGUCAAGUUCUCCAUUCAAGCUGGGCAUGAUGUUGCAUUUUAUAUCACUUCUGAUCCACUUGGUGGAAAUGCUACCCUGAGGAAUAUGUCUGAGACUAUCUAUUUUGGGGGUCCUGAAGCAGAAGGUGUCAAAGCCAGCCCUAAAGAAUUAGUUUGGGCGCCUGACCGCAACACCCCUGAUCAAGUUUAUUAUCAUUCUGUUUAUACCCCAAAAAUGGGUUGGAAAGUUCAGGUUGUGGAUGGGGGUCUGCCAGACAUGUACAACAGCAGUGUUGUUUUAGAUGAUCAGCAAGUUACGCUUUUUUGGACGUUAUCAAAAGAUUCAAUUUCAAUUGCAGCUCGAAGUGAGAAGAAGAGUGGUUAUCUUGCAAUUGGGUUUGGCCGGGAAAUGAUAAACAGUUUUGCCUAUGUGGCUUGGAUUGAUGAGAGUGGUAAAGGAAGGAUAGAUACUUAUUGGAUUGAUGGAAAGGAUGCCUCGAGCUUGCAUCCAACACAUGAGAAUUUGACAUAUGCAAGGUGCAAGUCUGAAAACGGAAUGAUCACUAUGGAGUUCACUCGUCCUUUGCAUCCAUCGUGUGAUAAAGGGGAUGAAAGGCCAGAAUGUAAGAACAUUGUCGAUCCAACAACCCCUCUCAGGGUUAUCUGGGCUAGGGGUGCUCAAUGGUCUGAUGACCACUUGAGUGUAACCAAUAUGCACUCUGUUACAAGUAAGAGACCUGUUAAUGUGCUGCUUAUGCAUGGUUCUGCAGAGGCAGAAGAGGAUUUACGUCCCGUGCUAGCUGUGCACGGAUUUAUGAUGUUUCUCGCUUGGGGUAUAUUACUUCCUGGCGGUGUCCUAGCUGCUAGAUACUUGAAGCAUGUGAAAGGUGAUAAAUGGUUUCAACUUCAUGUUUACCUGCAGUACUCUGGAUUAUCAAUAAUUUUUCUUGGCUUUCUUUUUGCGGUAGCUGAACUUCGAGGUUUUGUUUUCCAGUCAGUACAUGUUAAAUUUGGCAUGUUGGCUAUAUUGUUGGCUGUUGCUCAGCCAUUGAAUGCAUACUUUCGGCCUAAGAAACCUUCAAAUGAAGAAGCGGUUUCUCAGAGGAGGAUGAUUUGGGAAUAUAUCCAUGUUAUCGUAGGCAGGUGUGGCAUUCUUGUUGGAGUUGCAGCUCUUAUUAGCGGAAUGACCCAUUUGGGAGAAAGGUAUGGUGAUGAAAAUGUCCAUGGACUUACAUGGGCUUUAAUACUUUGGUUCUUGAUUGGUGCUUUGACAGUAUUGUACUUGGAGUACCGUGAGAAAAAGAGAAGACGUGAGAGAGUUUCUGGAGGAAGUAAUUGGGUGUUGGGUAAUGGUGAGGAGGAGGAUGUUGAUCUUUUGAACUCAAAUCGGGCAGUGCCCGAAAAAGAUGCACAUUCUGAAAGAAUGGAAGUUCAACUGGAACCUUUAAGCAGAUAG
Messenger RNA from Oldenlandia corymbosa var. corymbosa, 2664 nucleotides. NCBI's taxonomy places the organism in Eukaryota, Viridiplantae, Streptophyta, Magnoliopsida, Gentianales, Rubiaceae. The record is from the annotation of a GenBank genome assembly.